Molecule: messenger RNA, 840 nt
Organism: Chelonus insularis
Lineage: Eukaryota; Metazoa; Arthropoda; Insecta; Hymenoptera; Braconidae
Product: odorant receptor Or1-like
Exons: 5
Coding region: 1-840 (279 amino acids)
Biological process (GO): detection of chemical stimulus involved in sensory perception of smell; sensory perception of smell
Cellular component (GO): plasma membrane
Molecular function (GO): odorant binding; olfactory receptor activity
Source: RefSeq, a predicted model, not a curated record
AUGAACAAAUUACCGGAAGCAUUUCGGAUACUUAUGUUUAUUGGUCUUUGGAAAUCAAAUGAGGAUUGGAAAACAUGGAAGUCAUUUGUUGAGAUAGCAGUAAUUCUUUUUCAUACGAAUAAGGUUUAUGAAGGCCAUCGAGAGGGUUCAUUACCUUUCAAAGUAUGGUAUCCUUAUGACACAUCAAAUAUCUAUUUAUUUACGUUUUAUCAACAAAUAAUAACUGUUUUUUUAUCUGCAAACGUUAAUGUGGCCUUUGAUGUAUUACUUGUUGGAAUGAUGAUGCAUAUUUGUCUGCAAGUAAAUAUUCUCAAAUAUCGAUUUCGAAGAAUGUUGAAUGAUGUGAAAAAGUAUUCACUGGAAAAAAAGGAAACAUUUGAAAAAAUUACUUUCUCUGAAUAUGUUACUUUCCAUAGUAGUAUUUUAAGACUUGUUAGUAAUCUAACAGAGAUAUUUUCUCAAACAAUGUUUGUACAAUUUGGAUCAAGUGCCUCGAUCUUAUGUACUAGCAUGUACGUCUUAUCCCAAACACCAGUAUUUACAUCAGAUUUUUUAGCUUGUUUUUUAUAUAUUUCGUGCAUGUUUUGUCAGAUAUUCUUUCCAUGUCUUAUUGGCCAUCAAAUGACUCUUGAGUUUGCUAAUUUGAAUGAUGCCAUGUACAACACAAAUUGGUAUGCUGUGAGCAACAAUUUUAGAAAAUGUAUGAAUAUAAUAAUGAUUAAAUCCUCUAAACCAAUUUUAUUCUCUAGUGGUUAUGUCAUUUCUCUGUCAUUAGAUGUAUUCAAAAGCCUGUUAAAAUUAUCAUACUCUAUAUUUAAUGUCUUUCAACAAGCUUCUUAA